Acanthosepion pharaonis is the source of this 642-nucleotide messenger RNA. Lineage: Eukaryota; Metazoa; Mollusca; Cephalopoda; Sepiida; Sepiidae. The record is from the annotation of a GenBank genome assembly.
AUGUAUAACUCUUUUUCUGCUAAAACGAACGCACAUUUCCGUAUAGGAUUCCUUUUCCCUAAUAUAAUCUAUCUAUCUAUCUAUCUAUCUAUCUAUCUAUCUAUCUAUCUAUCUAUCUAUCUAUCUAUCCAGAUUCUGUCUGGACAACGAUGUAUCUAUCUGAAUCUCGGCGAAACUACGCAUUUAAAAUCAGUCGAUAGAGAAGGCCAUUACUUAUUUACACAACUAAGUCGAUUAGUAGAUUUGUACCGUCUUCUUCGGAUGUCCCAUGUAUCCAUUCUCUCUAUCUCUUUCUUUCUUUCUUUCUUUCUUUCUUUCUUUCUUUCUUUCUUUCUUUCUUUUCUUUUUUUUUGUAAAGUUUUUUCUUUCCAUCCAACCUUUUUUCUUAGAUUUCUUUCUUUCUUUUUUUUUCUUUCUUUCUUUUCUUUUUUUAUUCUACGCCUUUUUUCAGUUUUCUCUAAUUCCAUACGUUUGUUAGUUUCUUUCUCUUUUCUUUUCUUUUUUCUUUUUUCUCUUUCUUUCUUUCUUUCCGUAAUUGAAUAUUCGUUUGUUAGUUCUUUUUUCUUUCUUUCUUUCUUUUUUUUUGUUUCUUUCUAUUUUCUUUCUUUCUCUUUUUUUUCUUUUUUAAUUAAUUUUCUCUAA